Messenger RNA from Struthio camelus australis, 4315 nucleotides. NCBI's taxonomy places the organism in Eukaryota, Metazoa, Chordata, Aves, Struthioniformes, Struthionidae. The record is from RefSeq and is a predicted model, not a curated record.
UAACGGCCCGGAAGAGCUGUUCUCCUCUCCUCUCCUCUCCCAGCAUGAGCUCUGGAUGAGCGCUCUGAGCCCGCUUAAGGAAAACAAAAAAUGCCCCCGAAUGGAGCUGUCAAUCAGUGUUUACACACCUAAAUUAAAAAAAAAAAAUUACUUAGGCCAGGUGUCUCCCGAAGGUGCUGAGCGCCCGGCGCGUCGUAGCCCUCGGUCAGGCUCUUGGCGCAGAGAGAUUUCCCCGGCCAGGAAUCGGCAGUUACCGUGGAAACCCCAAGCAGCCGUGCUCCCGGCGAGGAAAUAAAAACGGGCCUUUUUCCCAGCCUGGUUUGUUUUCAUUUGCGUUGCUUUGGCCAUUCGUACCCCAAAACGCAUUGAAAGAGGCUUCCAGCCGACGCGUACCCUGCAAAGAGUUGGCCGGCGGCUGAGAGGCCGGGGCUGGAGUGGCGAAGGCGUCGGUGGCUUGUGAGCUCGUGAGGUGACGGCCAGCGUCAAAGAGUGAUGAAAAUACCUCCGCUCUGCGCCGGCCGUUUGGGAAAAAUCCUGCCUCUCUGAGGCGCUCCGAGAGAAACGCCGCGGUCGGACGGCUUGCGUUGCCUGCGUGCUUUUGCCAUCUCUCGUUCGUGGAGGCACUGCAGAGCCCGAAGGCGAACGAAGCGGGUGAAAGCGGUAAAGGCCCUGGCAACGUGGUGGGAAGGCUGUUUUCAGGACGGCAGACUCGUACCAUGUUUUCACCUGGAAGCCUGACCUAGGCUGCAGCCCCUGCCGUGUGCCCAGCCCUUGCUUGGACGUGGCUGAGGCUCAAGUCCAGGCUCUCCGGGAGGCGCUUGGUGUGGGAGGCAAGGGAUUCCUCGGCUGGUGCUGGUCUGCAAGAGCGUUUGGCUGAAGGAGCUCAGGAAGAAGGAACUCAAGGAUUUAUUCACUAAACUGGACAAGGAUGGCAGAGUGAGCACUGAGGAGUUCCAGAUUGGCUUUUUCAGCCAUGCAACGCUCUCUUCCCGGGGUACACCAACGCCUCUCAAGCAGCCAAGGCUGUUAGCGCUUGACGAGAUGAGUUUAAAGGAAGAAGGCUUUCCUUUAAAAUUAAAGAUCCUGGUUCAAGGCCUUGAUCUGCAGUUGCUUGGAGGUGAUUUCCAUUAAUUAUCAGGAUCCACAAGUUAUUGCCAGCUCCUUAUGCAGGACAGUGUGUAAGGGCAGUGUGACACAAACGUCCUGCAGAGAAUCCAGACAGAAAUCCAGCUGUCAUGCCUGGGAAGGUUUCUCUGUCCUUUUCCCCCCCAAAAAGGAGGCUGAACAAUGGGGCUCUGCUGAGAGUGAUUCAGGCCAAGAUGUUUCGUUUCACGAGGGGCUGAUUUAAGAGCCGCUAAUGGAGGUGACUUGGGCACCUGAGGGCAGUGAUUUGGGGACAGUUUUCCACUUGCCGGGCAGUUGCUGGGGAUGGUCUGGACUUCACCGCUGUACGGCAUUUGUUGGAUGGGCAGGGAAGCAGCUUGUCCUUCCCGCUAAGCUGUGUGGGCCCACACCUCUGCUCCAGCAACGGCACUGGAUUUGCCAAGUCUGAGCUUGUCGCUGCUGUUUGGCCCCAGGAAGUGGUGCAGAGCCAAGGAGAUCCUCAGGGUCUCUAGUGCUGCCUUGUCUGGCGGCAGUGAGUGAAGCAAGCACAAGGCCUUCCAGCAAGCACCUGUCUGGGGAAGAAGGAGCGCUUGCAGGCAGAGCCUCAGUGGCAGCACAGAGGAGUGGGUGAGCCUGCCAGAGCUGGCGAAGGCCUUGGACGACGCGCUCAUGGUCCCUAGGAGCGGGCUUCAGCAUGCAGCUCUUUCCUCCUACGAAUGCAAACUGCGGUGCCUCAGGAUGCGGGUGAGGCAGAUCUCCAGGGAGAGGGACAAGGCAAGGCUGGACUUGGAGGAAGCAGAGAGACGCUACCUGCAGCUCAUGGGGGAGGUGAAUGAGCACUAUGCUGCUCACAAAUACAGCCAGGGCAGGCUCAGGGACAUUCAGACUGAAAUGCAGGCAAAAGACCUGCUUUUGCAGCAAGUGACCAACCGUCAAGCCAAGCUGGAGGCUGAUGCACAGUUCCUCCAGGGCAAAGAGGCCAGCCUGCGAGGAAGACUGAACCUCACAAUGGAGGAGAACACACAGUUGCAAAACAAGGUCACGGAGAUGGCUGAAAAGCUGGUGGCCUCUGAAAAGCUGGUGUUGGAGCUGCAGAAAGAGCUGAAGCUCAUUUUGAAGGACAAGCUAGGCCAGGUGGAGCCCCACAGCACAGAGGUCCUGACCCAGGACGAGCGCUUUGCAGAGAUCAUCCUGGAAUACGAGCGGCAAUGCCAGAGAGUCAAGGUGCUGUGGGACCAGAACGACACGCUGCGGAGGGAGCUGGAAAGGCUGCAUCUCCAGCUACGUGAGAGCAGGGCCCAAGCACGCUGCCAGGAGAGCAGGGCUGAGCGAACGCUGCCAGCUGGAGCCCGCCUCUCUCCCAGCCCUCCGGUUCCCAGUUCUGCGUGCACAGAGACGGUGCUCACAACGGAGCAGCUCCAAGACCAGCUGCAGGACCUGAAGGUGCAGCUGGAAACCAAGGUAAACUACUACAAGCAGAAAAUUGAGUUGAUGAAGAAGAGCUUUGAGAGGAAGAGGAAGGAUAGUGAGGAAAAGUUCAAGGCUGAGAUGAGCAAGGUGGAGGAGCAGAAAAGAGACCUGAAAGAAAGAGUGGCAAAAUAUUGGGCUAUAAUUGAUGGCCUGAAAAAGCAAAAGUGUGUGUGGAGCCCAGAGCUGGAGGAGAGGUUUGAGAUGGAGCGGGCCAAGGUGGAACAGCAACGCACCGAAGACAUUUGUCAUCUGGGGCAGCGGCUGGCUCAGGAAGGAGAAGAGCUGACGAUGCAGCGCGGGGACAGAUCGAGGCUAAGGGGAGAGCUGUGCCGGCUGCUGGAGCGGAGCAGCUUGCAGGAAGAUCAAGUUAGGAGACUCCAGCAAGAGCCAAGGGUGGCGGAGGAGAAGAGCAGCGAGCCCGAACUGAAACCUGAAAUGCUACAGGGUCUCUUUGGGAGCAGCCCAGAGGGGCGCAGCGACCUCCGUCAGGCAGGGAAGCACAGGAGUGAGAUGCGCAGAGAGAAGGUGCAGCAUCUGUCUGAAACAGAAGAGUUAAUUGAGUCGAGCGAGAAGAGCAAGGGGGAGAUCUCCCAUCUGAACUCCAAGAUGUGUCAGCCAAGCCAUGAGCUUUGUGACCACGAAGCCGGCCACAGCACUGGCCAUGACCCCGUCCAGCGGCCGAGCCAGAGGCUACGAGUGGAGACGGCCGCGAGGGUGGAGCAGGAGCACUUCCAGCAGCAGGCAGCGUGUCGGAUGGAGAUGGAGCUGCUCCGGCAGCAGCUCAGGGCCUUCCAGGAGAAGGCCGGGCGGGUGGAGGAGAUGGAGGCCGCGCUGAGGCAGCUCACACAGGAGUGCCAGGCGUUGCGGUUCGCCACGGCCCGGCUGAGAGAGGAGCUGGAGGAGCGGCAGGACCAGCUCUUAGAAGCCAAAGCAAGCCUGAGCCUGGCCCAGACUCAGCAUGUGCUGCAGCUGCAGCAGGCGAAGGCCCAGAUGCACGACAUGGUGCCAAAGAGCCAGUACGAGCAGCUGCAAACCAGCUUGAGAGAGGAACAGCGCAAGGCUCAGUGGCUCCAGGAAAACCUCCGCCGCCAGGCUGAGCAGGCAGGCAGGCAGCUGGCCAGGACCCAGGAGGGACACGAGCAGCUGCUGCAAGCGGCAGCAGAGCGGGCAGAGGGGCUGGAGCGUGACCUGAGGAGCGCCGAAGCAGCGCUGGUGGAGAAAGCGGCUCGGCUCAAGGACGUGGAGGCCCAGCUCUCCGGGAACGCCAGGAGCAGAUUGCUGAUCGAGGACCUGCACGAGGGGAACAGAGAGCUCGCAAAGGCGCUGCGGGUGGCCGAGCUGAAGCAGAAGUGCACCGAGGAGAGGAACCAGUCCUUGGAGGAGCAGGUCUCAGCCCUGAAGCAGCUCAUCGGAGAAAUCACACCAGCAUCUCUGAGCGGGUGACUGGGCACCCGCUGCGGCAGCUCUGCCCCUGCUCCCGGCAGGGAUCUGUCAGCUCCUCUUGGGCUCUGGGAGACCCCGGCCUUCCUAAAGCCUGAACCUAGGAGCCAAAACAACCUCUUGCCGGAUCGUUGCCUCUGCGGUGAGCAGGACAGAGCAGCCGAGGGACGAGCCCUCCUUCAGUUCGAGCAUCCAAGGCUCGAGGCAGGGCCGUUUCUCCCUGCUCGGCACCGCGCUCCGGCGAGCCCUCCUUACUGCGCCUCCUCCGAGGAGGCUGGGAAACGUGGCCUCUGGUGGGAGA